AAAAUGCCUUGAUCGGCGUAUGGGUUUCAUGCAGCGCACAAGAAAAAGGGGAAAGGUUAUAAAAUUAUUUUUAUCCGAGUUAUUAUUUAGUGACGGACAUGGUUACACGUCAUUGAUCCAUUUUGCAUCUGGAAAGACCAAGACAAAGUCCUCAAACAUGCCAACUUGUUAAUUGCUAUUUUGUGAAAGAUUUUGACUUCACAGCGAUGACAUCAAAACAUUGAGAGUGAGACCAUUCAAUUCCAUUUUCCUGACACAAUGUUGGCGGGGAGUUCAAAUCUUGGCAGGGUUGGUUCAAGAAGAUUGGUGCCGUAUAUUGCCUUGCUAGUUGUUACGAAAUGCUUGAGGGCGCUUGGCCUCUUCCUGGCGUAUGACGUCCUCAAAGUUGUCCAUCUCAUCAUCUUUGUAUUUCUCAUCAAAGCUGGUUCUGCUGCCUUAUUAUUGCCUAUUCAAAGACCAUUUUCAUCAGGGAAGAGAUUAAGUAAAAGACAGUGGGUACGUGUUUUUCGUCAUGCAUUUUUUGGUGCUCUGAUUACAUUACUCUGGAUAUUUGGGUUGACAUUAUGCGGAACUGUAAGGACUGUUCUACUGUUUGAUCACAGUGAUGUGGUUGUAUCAGCGGCAGUGGCAGCCCUCUUCACUAGUAGAGGAGGGGGUCCAGCUAGGACGAGGGGUGCCUUUGUGUUUCUGAUUGCUGUCUUAUCCCUACUGCUGUUUGAUGUCGACCUGAAAGUUGCACAAGUUGCUCAUCCUGAAGGUCAUCACAAUAGUGCUAUAACUCAUCUCUUCUACCAAACUAUUUCAUUGAUUGGGGUAUCGGACCACAGGGGAGGAGUGCUUCUCCUUGUACUUCUACUCUGUGUAAACAUUGCUUAUAAGAACACAUCUAAGAAGCUCUCUGUGGAUAUAGGUGGCUCUAAGAGACUACACGCUUACUCCACCUUAAUACAAGCUGCUAUGCUUCUUCCAUGGGCCCUCUUCCAUAUGUACAUUCACGAUAAUCAAGUUCAAUCCUGGUGGUCACUUUUCUUACCUCUCACCUCCAUCAUCCUAAUAGUCUUCAUCUUAGAUUACUACAUAGAUUCCAUCAGUGCCAGCAGGCUAGACGUCUUUAAGACUAGCCGCUAUGGUGCGUAUGCAUUAUUCACCAGCGCUGUGAUGCUGAGCUACCUCUGGAGUGAUCACGGGGGCCAUGGGGCGGCACUCCUUGGCAAGAUUGACAAAGAAGGAUCUGUUGAGCAUGAAAUCUCUGGGGGCGUUGUGUUCAGUGGACUGUUGUUUAUAUUUGCUACAAUGAUUCUUGGCUUCCCUGUUCUUAAGACCAACGCUAAAGGCAGUCUCGUGGGUUAUACAGCCAGCGGGCUUCCUCUCUAUAACUUCACUGGCGACGCCCUCCAUAGGACAUCCCAGUCUGUCGUCACCAUCUCCAAAAACAUCUUGAGACAGAUCCUUGAGGAAUAUGAUUCCAGACAGAUCUUCUACUACCUUUGUAUAAAUCUGGUGUUCACUUUUGUAGAGCUGAUUUACGGAGUGUGGACCAACAGCCUUGGUCUCAUAUCAGAUGGUUUCCACAUGCUGUUUGAUUGCACUGCGCUGGUAUUGGGACUGUCUGCUGCUGUGAUGUCUAGAUGGAAAGCAACAAGGGUUUACUCCUACGGAUUCGGUAGAGUUGAGGUUCUGUCGGGCUUUGUGAACGGUCUGUUCCUUGUGGUCAUUGCUUGCUUUGUGUUCAUAGCAGCUAUUGGAAGAUUGUUGGACCCACCAGAAAUCAACACGGAACGAUUAUUGACUGUGUCCAUCGCUGGCUUACUUGUCAACAUGAUUGGCAUCUUUGCAUUUAGCCAUGCGCAUAGCCACGCCCAUGGGGGAGGCGGCUGCAGCCAUUCACAAGGAGGUGGAAGUCACUCCCAUACUGGUAGCCAUGGGCACAGCCAUAACAAUGUCAGCCAGAGCCACAGUCAUAGCCACAACAAUAGUCAGGCAGCCAAGAAAAAGACAAACUCAAAUAUGCAAGGUGUCUUUCUUCAUGUUUUAGCAGACACCCUUGGCAGCGUCGGAGUAAUUGUCUCCUCAUUCCUGAUUGGUCAGUUUGGGCUCCUUGUGGCAGAUCCCAUCUGCUCCGUCUUUAUCGCCGUAAUGAUUUUUCUAAGUGUGCUUCCUCUACUGACGCAGACCGCGGCCAUUUUGGUGCAGAGAAUACCCGGAGAGCUGGAGAACAGUGUUGCAGAUGGUCUUAAAAAAGUGAAGCUUUUAGAUGGAGUUUUAUCUUACAGAAACCAUCAUUUCUGGUGUCAUUCGGCUGAUAAUUUUGCUGGAACACUCCACGUUCAAGUGACUGCCAAUGCCAACGAACAAAAAGUCAUACAACAGGUGAUGGCAAUUUUCAAGGAAUGUGGAGUUCAGAACUUCAGCGUCCAGGUUGAGAAAGAGGAAUACUAUCAGCAUAUGUCUGGUCUGAGUGUGACCUUUGACCAGAUGGUGGAGAUGACCCAACAGUUAAACACCAUUGGUCAGCCGGAGGACGGACUGUAUGACAUCAAAGCAGUUUGAUGGUACAUGUACCUGUGGUAACAGGUGCCAUCUUGUUAGUAUUUUCUACUUUGGGUUUUGGGAUGUUUGCAACAUUGAGCAUGUUACGCAUACAUCAAGGUAACUUUGAAAGCGGGGCAAAAUUGCUUAUGUCACACUUAGGAAACAGCAUUUAUACUGCUUGUUUGCCUCACAAAUAAUGGCUUUACAUUCGCUUUUGCCUUAAAGGGGCUGUGUUGUCAUGAUUAAAGCACUCUAUUCAACUGUCCAUUUUAGGGCUUAAUCACCCACAAAAGAUUAAGUCAGGUAAUUUUUCAGUAAAGUCUCUAUGUGCCUGGCAUUUGCAUCUAUUUUGACAACCUGUAGUUGGAUGCCUGAAGAUUUUAUGCCAAAAUAAAUGUAGCAAACCCCUGAGGAUAAGAGUAUUGGGAUGAAUGAUAUUUUGAGUUGCGACCAUGAUUGGUUACUGUAUUUUGUUUGUGUGAGGUCAAAUCAUUCGCAGGGAGCUAUAGUAACCAUGGUCAAUCACUGAAGAAGAUUUUUUCCAACUCAAUCUGUUAAAACAUGUAUUGCUGAUGGUUCGUAUCAUAAUUUCCAGAAGUUAUAAAAAUGGGAGUGUCAUAUUUCUGUACAUAUACAUUUAAGUUGUGUAAGUAGAACAAAACUACAAAAGCUGCAUUCCAACUGUUUAUUUCAGAUACAAGUUUACCACUAGGGGAAUGAUGACAUUGAAGUAAAAAAAAUAAUUUUACAGAUCUUUUUUGGAACCACAAAAAUCAUUAAGACUAGAGAUUAGGUACCAUCUGAUCGUACCUCCACCUUUGCUUGGUCCCUCAUCAUCCAGAUGCGCUGGGAUGGGAUGCUGUAAUGUGAGUGCGCAUGAGACCAUUCCCCAUGACCUGAACCCCAUGUCAAAUCCUCCUGUUUACG
This is a messenger RNA of Asterias rubens (European starfish), 3459 nucleotides long. Its product is annotated as zinc transporter 5-like. The transcript is spliced from 17 exons. The coding region runs from base 259 to 2550 and encodes 763 amino acids. Gene Ontology annotation, cellular component: Golgi apparatus; membrane. The record is from RefSeq and is a predicted model, not a curated record. Gene Ontology annotation, biological process: transmembrane transport; intracellular zinc ion homeostasis; zinc ion transport. NCBI's taxonomy places the organism in Eukaryota, Metazoa, Echinodermata, Asteroidea, Forcipulatida, Asteriidae. Gene Ontology annotation, molecular function: zinc ion transmembrane transporter activity.